Messenger RNA from Leguminivora glycinivorella, 1367 nucleotides. Its product is annotated as lipase 1-like. The record is from RefSeq and is a predicted model, not a curated record. Bases 189 to 1367 code for a protein of 392 amino acids. The transcript has a single exon. Gene Ontology annotation, molecular function: hydrolase activity, acting on ester bonds. NCBI's taxonomy places the organism in Eukaryota, Metazoa, Arthropoda, Insecta, Lepidoptera, Tortricidae.
UACAUCAAUAUAAUAAUCGACAAUAUGCUUCGUGUAUCGACAAAGCCGAAGGUUUCAUAGUCAAGGUUGGAUUUCAUGUCUAUUGUAUAUAAUUUCAGAUGUCGUCUAAAUCCUCUUUUAGUUGCCUACAUAAUUUACUUAGAACAUACAAUGUUAAAAAAUCAAGUAACUAAUUAAAAAAAAAUUAAAUGACGCAAAUAUUUUUUCUAAUCUUCGUGAGCAUUUGUCUCCCAACAUACUCUUUACUACGAAAUACUUUACCUGAAGAUGGAAGACUUAAUUUUACGGCCCUCGGUGCCAAAUAUGGACAUCCAGUUGAAGAACACGAAGUAACUACUGAAGACGGCUACAUAUUGACCUUCUUUCAUAUUAAAGGGAAAAUAAAACCGCCUGUUUUUAUUAUCCAUGGAAUCGCUGAUACGGCAGACACUUUUAUUAUUAGAGGAAAGACAUCAUUAGUAAUAGCAUUAGCAGAUGCAGGUCAUGACGUCUGGUUAGCGAAUUACAGAGGAAAUAAAUACGGCCGACGUCAUCUUAAGCUGAAUCCAGACAAAGACUUGAAAUUCUGGGACUUUAGUCUUCACGAAGUUGGUUACUACGAUCUUCCAGCUAUGAUAGAUUACAUUCUGCAACAUACUGGAGAAAAGAAGAUACAAACAAUUGGACAUUCGCAAGGAGUAACGACACAGUUCGUGCUUUUGUCAAAAAGACCAGAAUAUAAUGAGAAGAUUGAAAUUAUGGUUGGAUUAGCACCAGUGGCUUUUUUGAGUGAUGUGAGAUUCCCAGUGUCUCUCAUUGCGCAAUUUGGACCUAUGCUUGGUGAAGUUUUUAAAGCUAUAGGUGUAGAAGAAACGUUUCCGGAGAAAUCAUCAACGACUGCAUUAGUAAGAUUCAUUUGUAGUCAAGAUGUGUUCAGCUACGAAAUGUGCUUUCUAUUAUUUGGCUUCCAUUUCGUUGGGUUUGAUACAAAGCGCUUUGAACCGAGUUUUUUAAAGGUUCUUAUGGGGCACUACCCAGGAGGAACAUCGAGAAAAAAUUUCAUGCAUGUCAACCAGUUAGUCUUAAGUAAAAGAUUUUGUGAAUUUGACUACGGCCCUAAAGGCAACCUAGAACAUUACGGUUAUAUAGUACCGCCCGAUUAUAAUUUACAUAAAGUGACUACAAAAGUUGCGUUGUUCGUUGGGGAAAACGAUGUAUUAUGUACAAUAAAAGAUGUAGAUAUGCUACGUACCAACUUACCUAAUGUAGUACACUACCAUGUUAUGGAAGAUAAAGUCUGGAAUCAUAUAGAUUUUACUUUAGGUAAUGAUAUGAAUGUAACACUGUUUCCGCAUAUAUUUAAAUUGUUGAAUAAAUUAAAUAAAUGA